AGCACUAUUCGAUCAACAUUUCAUGUAUUAACUGAUAUUUUGUAAUAAGUCUUAAUUUUAUAAAUAAAUCAUUUCGAUUAAAUUCUAAAUAUUAGUAAAAUGGAUAAUAAAAUAUCACAUGUAAUUUUUGAUGUAGAUGGUCUUAUUCUAGAUACGGAGAAGUUAUAUACUCUUAUACUAGAAGAGAUGCUAGAAAAAUAUAAUAAAAAAUUUACAUGGGACUUGAAAUUGAAACAAAUGGGAAAACAGGAACAGGAAGCUGCAAAAGUGGCCAUUGAUGAGUUAAAUCUGCCUAUUACUGUUGAAGAAUAUCUAAAGCACAUGCAUGAAGGACAAUCUAGACUAUUUCCAAAGGCUGAAUUAUUGCCAGGUGCUGAAAAGCUGAUAAGACAUCUACACAAGCAUAAAAUUCCUAUUGCAGUUGCCACCGGUUCAAAUAGUUAUAGUUAUGCUUUAAAACGCCAAAAUCAUGGCGAACUUUUCGAUCUAUUUCAUCAUGAGGUUCUAGCCUCGUCUGAUCCUGAAGUACAUAAAGGGAAACCAGCACCUGAUGUAUUUUUAGUUGCAGCUAAGAGAUUCAAAAAUCCACCUCAAGAUAAUAAACAGGUAAAGAAAAAUAUUCUUUUUAAUCUGCAUGACAAUUGAAUUCCAUCAGGUUCUUGUUUUUGAGGACGCUCCUAAUGGAGUUCAAUCAGCUUUAGCAGCAGGUAUGAAAUGCGUUUGGAUACCCGAUUCGAACGUUAGCAAAUCUGAUUGGGAACAACCGCUGAAGGGUGUUAAUUUGAUUUUGAAUUCUCUUCAAGAAUUUGCUCCUGAAGAGUUUGGUUUACCGCCAUUUUGAAUAAUAUUAACUUGAAAGUUAUUGUAUGUUCAUUUUCGAAUAAACUGUGAUAAUUUCAUCA
Messenger RNA from Dimorphilus gyrociliatus, 902 nucleotides. NCBI's taxonomy places the organism in Eukaryota, Metazoa, Annelida, Polychaeta, Dinophilidae. The record is from the annotation of a GenBank genome assembly.